Molecule: messenger RNA, 1409 nt
Organism: Dentiscutata erythropus
Lineage: Eukaryota; Fungi; Glomeromycota; Glomeromycetes; Diversisporales; Gigasporaceae
Source: the annotation of a GenBank genome assembly
AUGUCAUUAAGAGUACCUUCCAAUCGUCAACAGCGCUUAAGUGGUGAGACAAGAAAUGUUGAUACGGGAAAUAUUAACAAUUCCCAAGACAUUUCAAGGAAGAGACAACUUGAAAAGGACGAAAGAAUAAGAAAGAAAGUUGAACAUGAUCUUACAAGAACAAAUAAACUUUAUGGAAAGAGAACGCUUGAUAAAAUACCAAAGACUGCUGGUUCGGUUGGAAGCUUGAGACCUUCUCCUGCAAUAACCUUACUAGGAACGGCCACUGUGAUGGACGCUGCACGUUUUAUGGCUGUAAGCAGAGCCACAGCAGUGCUUGUCGUAGAUGAAUUAGAAAAGUUGAUAGGAAUUGUUACUGAUAAAGACCUGGCGUUCAGGGUUUGUGCUGAAGGUCUUAAUCCUAAUGCUACAUCCCUCGCGGAUAUAAUGACUAAGAAUCCAGAUUGUAUUACAACAUCCUCUAAUGCUUCUGAAGCUUUAAACCGUAUGGUUUCAGAUGAUUCUGAUGAAAUCAUUGGACUUCUUGAUAUUACUGAAUGUUUAUUUCAUGCUCUUGCAAGGCUUGAAAAAGCUCACGCCUCAACAAAACAAUUAUUUGCUGUUUUAGAUGAUGUUUCAGAUAUAAAUGCUUUGAACAAAGCUGAUUUUACAACCAUGGCUGCUCUUAUAAAACAACAUCUAUGUUUUCCUCGACUAAGUUCUAUUAUUGAUCCCUCAAGAUCACCGCCAGAAGUUUCGAUUAAAACGAAUGUACGAGAUGCCGCACGAAUUAUGAAAGAACAUCAUCAAACGGCAGUCUUGGUUGUCGAUGAUAGUACUAAUAAUCAUAAAACAGUGGGUAUUUUUACAACAAAGGAUAUAGUACUUAGAAUCUAUGGUCAAAGCGUUGAGCCAAAUAACACAUCAACCGUAAGAAUAAUGACUCCUUGCCCUGAUAUGGUAACAACUGAUACCACAAUCCUGCAAGCCCUUCGUCAAAUGCAAGUCAAUGGUAAAAAGAUCAUUGUUGGAAUGGUUGAUAUUUUACAGCUUACUUAUUCCACGUUAAAUACUUUGAAAACAUUAAAUGGUGAACAAGUGGAAAGCGGACCAGUAUGGAAUAAGUUUUGGAAUACAUUAACAACAGAAGAACCUAAGUCAGAUGAUUCAUCAGAACCUAUGAAUGAAACUUUUCUGUCGACAAAUUCUAUAGAGCGCCCAAUAAUAAAACAAAGACCUAAUUCCACAAUUUUAACACCUCCUUCAUCGGAAAGUCUUUACUCAUCACGGAGGGAUUCCCGUAUUUUCAGCAAUUAUAGCAAGCUCGAUGAUGGUCAAUAUAUAUAUAAGUGUAAACUUGAAGGAUCUGACCAGUCUCAUCGAUUCACGUCUGAUACUCAAAACUUCGCUAAAUUAAGAAAAUUAAUUCG